AUGGCUUCUUACCUCCCGAUUCCUGGAGGACAUAUCACCCUAGCUGGACGUUUCGUGGAUCCUGCACUUAGUUUUGCUAUGGGCUGGAAUUAUUGGUACAAUUGGACGAUCCUUCUACCCACUGAGCUUAGCGCUGCCGCCAUCCUGAUUGAAUUCUGGACCCACAGUGAUAAGCUGAACCCUGCGUGGAUCACAAUAUGUAUGGUGGUCGUCCUUGCUAUCAAUGUGUUGGGAGCAGGUGCUUAUGGAGAGGCUGAGUUUAUAUUCGCAUCGAUCAAAGUGAUCACGAUUGUCGGGCUGAUCAUUCUGGGUAUCGUCCUCGACCUUGGAGGCGGACCAAGCCGUGAUCGUAUUGGUUUCCGUUAUUGGAUAACCCCUGGGCCUUUCGCUCAAUUCAAUGGUAUACAAGGAGCCACAGGACAGUUUCUCGGGUGGUGGUCCGUGAUGACACAGGCUGCAUUCUCCUUCAUCGGAGUGGAAAUUGUUGCGAUUGCUGCUGGUGAAGCGAAAAAUCCCAGGCGCAACAUUCCGAAGGCGAUAAAGAGGGUCUACAUCCGUAUUCUCUUAUUCUAUAUUGGAGGAACCUUCAUCAUAGGCCUUCUGGUCCCCUCCUCGGAACCGCGCUUAAAUUUGGACACAACGAACGCCGGUGCUUCGCCCUUCGUAAUCGCCAUCAACAAUGCUGGAAUAAAAGGAUUGCCUUCGGUUAUCAAUGCAGCUCUCCUCACAUCGGCUUGGUCCGCAGCAUCCAGCGAUCUGUACACCAGUUCCCGGGCGCUCUAUGGACUUGGGGUUGCCGGAAAUGCUCCAAAAUUCGUGACGCUUACAACGAAAAGAGGUCUACCUUACGUAUCACUCGCCAUUUGCUCCUUGUUCUCCGGUUUGGCAUAUAUGGUUGUCUCCGCUGGAGCCGGCAAGGUAUUCACGUGGUUCCAAAACAUGACAUCUGUCGCCGGCCUAGUGACGUGGUUCGGAAUAUCGGUAACCUAUGUAAGGUUCUACGCUGGACUAAAGGCCCAAGGCUAUGACCGCACAAAGUUGCCAUUUUAUUCUCGAUUACAGCCUUUUGUCGCCUGGUAUAGCAUGACCUUGUGCCUACUCAUUUGCAUAUUAAGUGGAUGGAAAGUCUUCUUGAGGGGCCAGUGGCGAACUGACACCUUCGUCACCAACUACCUUCCACUCGUUUUAUUCCCUAUCAUGUAUCUUGCCGCGAAACUGGCCAGAAAAACCAGGAUUGUUCGUGCGAGUGAAAUGGAUUUCGUUUCAGGUUUGGCACAGGUCGAGGCCGACAGUUAUGAUGAACCGCCGCCCAGAAACAAAUUCGAGGCGUUUUGGGGAUGGCUGAUGUGA
Molecule: messenger RNA, 1350 nt
Organism: Marasmius oreades (fairy-ring Marasmius)
Lineage: Eukaryota; Fungi; Basidiomycota; Agaricomycetes; Agaricales; Marasmiaceae
Exons: 16
Coding region: 1-1350 (449 amino acids)
Biological process (GO): amino acid transmembrane transport
Cellular component (GO): membrane
Molecular function (GO): amino acid transmembrane transporter activity
Source: RefSeq, a predicted model, not a curated record